This is a messenger RNA of Nezara viridula (southern green stink bug), 317 nucleotides long. NCBI's taxonomy places the organism in Eukaryota, Metazoa, Arthropoda, Insecta, Hemiptera, Pentatomidae. The record is from the annotation of a GenBank genome assembly.
UAAACCGUAAAAUUUUGAAUUGAAAUGACUGUCGGUUUUGUAAGCGCAUAAGGUAAGGGUAUGUAUUUAGUUUUUGUCUUACUUUCAAUUCCGAUUGAGAAAAAUGUUAGUACAGUAUUUUCAGUCGCUUUUCCAAUGUCUGUCGUUUCAUUUUGAUGUGUCAUCUUUCUGGUCAUCCUUCUGUGGAAUAUUAGUCCCAGGUAACGUAUUGUGUUUGUCUGAGGAAUUUGAUUCUCUCCUAUAUAAACUGGUUGGCACGCGUCAAGCCGAAGUGUAAAUGUUAUAUAUUUUGGCGUGUUAUGAUUUAAUCCUAUUUU